Molecule: messenger RNA, 2589 nt
Organism: Nomascus leucogenys (northern white-cheeked gibbon)
Lineage: Eukaryota; Metazoa; Chordata; Mammalia; Primates; Hylobatidae
Gene: MEIOSIN
Product: meiosis initiator
Molecular function (GO): protein dimerization activity
Source: RefSeq, a predicted model, not a curated record
GCUCUGCGCCUCACGCCUUGCGCAGGAUCCUCGCGCUGGGAGGAUUCGCACCCAACCCCAAGCCCGGUUGGGAACGUGGUGUCCGAGACCGUCUGGGAUCCCCGCGCGCACGGCCAGCUUCCCGGGACCCGCGCGAGACGCUGUCUGAUCGGGCUCCCUAGAGUGGGGCCCGGAGAAACCAGAACCGCGGGGGCAGCCUCACGCCAUUUUGCACGCCCUGAGAUGUUUGGUUCUAGCAGAUACUUGGGUUCCUCUGAACAGCCCAGAGCUAAUUCACUGGGUCCCAGUGACAGGACCUUGGUUUUGUGCUCCCUAGUGGAAGGGGAAGAUAAGGUCAGCCCCUCUGAACCACAUGGACUGAGAAUGGAGGAGAAAUGGUUACUCAAAGGAAAAUUAAGGAAUCAGAGGAACCAAAACCAGCUCCUGUCCCCAAACAAGAAGCAGAGGAAAAACCACACUAGCAAGCUGCAAGAGUUGGCACUGCUGCUGCCCAUAGCCCUGAAGACGGGGACCAAGAAGCUCACAAAGAAGGAGAUUCUGGUGCAUGUCCUGCAGUACAUUCAGUACCUCCAGAGAAACAUCGAUGCCGCCAAGGCCUUGUUCAAAGGCCACAUCACCACUGGGGAAGGUGGACUUGCAGGGCUGGGUCAGAAUCCAGCCUGGGGCCCAGCCAGGCGGAGGAGACACUCUACCCCCUCCAGCUCCCCAAGUUCUCAGAAGUCCCAUCUCCAGGGAGCAUGCCAGAAGCCUCGGAAGAAGAAGCUGACCCAGGCAUCAGAAAGCCAGACUCGGACCCCGAAGCCUCGCCGCUCCCUGGCCCUGAACAAGCCUGAGAAGCUGGUGACCCUAUCCCCAGACCAAAAAGGAAGCAGCACAGAGAGGACCACCACCCCUCCAAGGUGCCCUGAUUUCUGCGGUCACCCGAGGCCUGCAUCAUCCUCGCCUCCAGGCGACAGAAAAGGAGGACAGUCCCAGCUGACGCUGUUGGAUCUGGCCGAGGACACCAUCCACUGUGACAUCUCAGGCUGCUGGUGCCAGGGCAGUGUCCAGGAUGAGGCACCUUUCCCUGCGCUCCUGGCUCAGGAAGAUGUGGCGAGGAUCCAUUUUCUCAACAAGACCCAGCCCCAUCCCAGGCAGAAGCUGGUAUUCUAUGAUUCCAGCGAGGAUGUGGACAAAGGGUCCCUAGAUGCUGACCCUUGGCUUCCUGCCUGGACCCCAGAGAACAGCCCCCAAGGGAGCCCACUGCUCCUGGGGCCUCCCCAGAUUGAUGUCUGGAGUGGAACAGGCCACCCAAGUGAGAUCCUCAGGCUUAGCCCUGGCCUUUUCAGCUCCCCAGGGAAACUGCUGCCAGACGAGAUCUUGGAGGAUGACAUGGAGUACCUGACCCAAGCGGCUUUCUUUGAAGAAGUGUGCUUAGAUCUGGAGUCUUCACCUUCAGCCCACAUGCAGGAGGCUCCACAGGAAAAGGACACAGCCUCCAGGGCCCCCAAAGACCCUCCUGAGUCCCACAGCCUGCACCGGUCCUCAGUCUCGCUGGACCACUGCUACCUCUCGCUGAGUGGGAACAGCAAGGCGCCAUCCAGCUCCAGCUCCAGGUCCAGCUCCAGCUCCAGGUCCAGCUCCAGCUCCAGCUCAGAGGACAGCGACUCGGAGCCCCUGUGGAAGCAGCGAGAGGAUAUGCAGGCCAACACUGUGGGCACCCCCGGCUCCAGCGAAGAGGACGAAGACACCACAUGGACCCCCACCCGGCUGGCCUCACCCCUGCCAGCAGCCAAGAAAAAGGCCAGGAAGGGCCAAGUAGCCAGGGCCCCCGUGAAGCCCAAGGAGAAGAAGAAAGGCCCCUGCCCACCCCAGAUGAAGAAGAAGUGCGUCAACGGCUUCAUCAUGUUCUGCAGGAUGAACCGGAAGCAGUACAUCCGAUCCUGCCCUGGAACCGCUUCCACAGCUGCCACCAAGGAGCUGGCCCAGCUGUGGCGGGUGAUGACCCAGCAGGAGCGGAGGCCAUACUGCACCAAGGCUCGCAGGUUCAGCCGCCAGCACAACCGCAUCGUGAAGCAGGACGGCUCCAGCAGCGAGGCUGAGGACUGGGAGACGCCCAAACCCUUCUACCAGCUGCUGGCCGAGAAGGCCUUGCCGCUUCCCCCGCACCUCCAGUAGAGAGGGCGGCCCCCUCGCCUCGCUCCCCUCACCCCUCAUGGCAACCGCGGCUCUUGGCUCUUGCUGGAAGCCAGGACCCAUCGAUGAAUUUAUCCCUCCUGGGCCUCCAGCCCCUGAGAAUGCAGGUCCCAUGGGACUGGGGAGCGGGGGGGGACACUGAUUGGCCCCAACUGCUGGGUACGUUUGCCUGGAGCACCAGAGUCACCCGCAGCUGCCUUGAUUCUCCCCCGGGCUUAGGAAGGAAACCCAAAAUGAAAUGCGGGGUGUUGGAAGGUGAAGUUUACCCACCCCUCUCCCCUUCCCUUCCCCACCCCAGAGCUACUUGGUUGCAACCCUGUUCAUGCUCACCUCACCCUACUCCUCCCUCUCCUGUUCUAUUUUUAGACUAUUUAUUGUUUUAAAUAAAGCAAGUGGAACCUUUGUUACCAGCAA